AUGACGCUUGAUACAGAUGAGUGCACAUCGGGUCCAUGUUACAACAACGCCACCUGUCAUGACUUUGUGAACUACUACACCUGCGAGUGUGGGCCUGGAUGGGAGGAUACCGACGAGUGCUCGUCUAACCCAUGUUACAACAACGCCACCUGUCAUGACUACGUGAACUACUACAUGUGUGAGUGUGGACCUGGAUGGGAGAGCGUCCACUGCGAAAUUAAUACAUAUGAGUGUGGCUCGGACCCAUGUUACAACAGCGCCACCUGUCAUGACUACGUGAACUACUACACGUGCGAAUGUUGGCCUGGAUGGCACGGCGUUCAUUGUGAGAUCAAUACCGAUGAGUGUUCCUCCAACCCAUGUUACAACAACGCCACCUGUCAUGACUUUGUGAACUACUACACCUGCGAAUGUGGACCUGGCUGGGAGGGCGUCCACUGCGAAAUUAACACGGACGAAUGUGCUUCCGGCCCAUGUUACAACAACGCCACCUGCCAUGACUGGGUGAACUACUACACCUGCGAGUGUGACUCGGGGUGGGAGGGUGUCCACUGCGACAUCAAUACAAAUGAGUGUGCUUCAGAGCCGUGUUACAACAACGCCACCUGCCAUGAUUGGGUGAACUAUUACACCUGCGAGUGUGGACCAGGGUGGGAAAAUACUCACUGUGAAGUCAAUACAGACGAGUGUGGGUCGAACCCGUGCCAAAACAACGCCACGUGCCAUGAUCACGUCAACCGCUACACGUGCGAGUGUGCUGCAGGGUGGGAGGGCGUCCACUGCCAAAUCAACACAAACGAAUGUGCCUCCAACCCGUGUUUAAACAACGGCAGUUGCCAUGACUACAUCAACUACUACAUCUGUGAGUGUGUGGGCGGCUGGAAGGGAACGCACUGCGACGACAAUAAUGAUGAGUGUAAAUCGGACCCGUGCCAAAAUAACGCCACCUGUCAUGAUGACGUCAACCUGUACACAUGUGAAUGUGGACCUGGCUGGGAAGGAAUUCACUGCGAAAUUAAUACCGACGAGUGUUUUUCCCAACCAUGUUACAACAACGCCACCUGUCAUGACCGUGUGAACUACUACACCUGUGAGUGUGGGCCUGGCUGGGAGGGUGUCCACUGCGAAAUCAAUACAGAUGAGUGUGGCUCGGACCCAUGUUACAACAACGCCACUUGUCAUGACUACGUGAACUACUACAUCUACACGAACGAGUGCGCUUCUGACCCAUGUUACAACAACGCCACCUGCCACGACCAUGUGAACUACUACACCUGCGAAUGUGCACCUGGAUGGGAAGGCAUCCACUGCGAGAUCAAUACGGACGAGUGUGGGUCUAACCCCUGCCUAAACAACGCCACGUGUCACGAUUUUGUGAACUACUACACGUGCGAGUGUGUAGCGGGCUACCAGGGAGUGCAUUGCGAAGACGAUAACAAUGAGUGCGACUCUCUACCGUGCCAAAACAACGCCACCUGUCAUGACUAUGUGAACUACUACGAGUGCGAGUGUGGGCCUGGCUGGGAGGGUGUCCACUGCGAAAUAAAUACGGAUGAGUGUGCCUCCAACCCAUGUCAGAACGGCGCCACCUGCCAUGACUGGGUGAACCGCUACACGUGCGAGUGCCUGCCGGGGUGGGAGGGGGUCCACUGUGAAAUAGAUACAGACGAGUGUGCAUCCAGACCGUGUCAGAACCGUGGGAGAUGCCGUGACUUUAUCAACUUCUACAUGUGCUUCUGUAUGUUCGGCUGGGUCGGCACCAACUGCGAGAUCAGUAACUUCUGUGCUUCAGACCCGUGUCAAAACGGGGCCACGUGUAGCGAGACAGCACCCGGGUUUGACUGCACCUGCGUCUUGGGAUGGGAGGGUCGGACAUGCAACCGCUGGAUCGACCGUCCAUGUGACGUGAACUUCUGUGAAAAUGGCGGGACCUGUAUGCUGCUGGUAGAUGGCGAGAAGUGCUUCUGUACACUGGGCUGGGACGGGAAAAGUUGUGAGAAAGUGUACCUUGGUGACAAUGUGGAGACCGGAUGGAAGCUUGGCGAUUCCAUUGUGAACGGAAACUGGUCGGGAGGGGCCAUUCCUAACAUUGACGGCGACUGCUACCAACCGGAUAGGUUCUUAUUCCGGACCUGGAACACUUGCCGUUUCGGCAAAGAUGGCGGACAGGCAGUCACCAACGAGCAGGCGCACUCUGGGGUUUUCUCCUGGCAUCUGAAGAGAGGCUCUACGUCUACGUCCGAAGGGACCCCGUUCUCCCCUCCCCUCCGAAAACUAGCCGGCAGAGUCGACAAGGGUUACCUUGGCGACGGAGACUCGUUUUAUGUAUCGUUUUGGUUCAAGAUGGCAGCGAGAAGACCCGACGAUUCCCGAGUGGCCGUCGUCGCGGCGAAUCCCACCGGAAACGAACGAUCGUCGAACUACAUGGAAAUAUUCGCCGACGAUGACUUCGGCUUGGCCGUUCGGACGACCGAGAUUUUUCCCAACUAUACAUUUUGUGCACGUACUCAGGACUGCUUUAGAAAUUCUUAUCAUCUCAUAGUAGCCAAUCUACCUAUGGAAGAAUGGCACCGACUGGACAUGACAUUUGUUGCAAGCCCAAGAGACUAUAUGGAUAAAUGGAAGUACGUAGUGGAUGAAAAAGCAAUUCUGAUAGGGGGCGCUUUUCUUGCAGUAGAGAGAUUCGACUUUGGUGAUCCCUACGAGUACAUUAAUCGGAUAAAGUUCCAACCACAGCAUAGAAAUCAGGACAUUCGACAUGCAGGCUUUUAUUUCGACGACAUUUACUAUCGAGUGUUUAACUCUAGUGCCCCGGAUGUGACGCUGGCAGAGUAUGGGACCUCGUUUGAAGCAGGCGACAUCCCAUAAUCCUUUUCGGUCAAUAUCCCAUGAUUCUGCUCGAGCUCUUUCAAAAAUGCCUUCACCCCUGUGGCGUCGCCAAAAAAGUGCCAAGAAGAUUGAUUAGUAAAUACGUUAUUAGAUGUUCAAACCACAUAUGACUUACUUUUAGACUAAAUUGUAACGCAGGGGUCGAAAAUAUAGAGAUAAAGAGAAAAGAAGAAAAUUACCAAUUACUGGCCCUUGUAUAUGUCAAACCAAAUACAUUUGUAAAGUACAAGCUUGCUGCUAUAUCUGUUACAGAGAUAUAUUUCUUGUAAUUGUGUCAUGUAUGUAGUUAUUAGCCAUGUUCAAGAUACUGUCCAAAGAAACAUUCUGUGUUUGCCUCUUGAUCUACAUAUAGUAGAUACCGUUUCAAGAUCUCUUUUUGAAAGUAGGAACACAAACCAACAGACAGUAGUAGGCAGAAAUGUUUAAGAUAUACAGUAACUGUUAUAUAAUAAAACCUAAUACGUUGAAUUUAGUUCGUAAGUAAUCAUAAGACUGAGGGUCAAGACUACGUCAUUCAACAUUACUUCAUUCUGCAUCAUCUUUUAUCGUACUUUUCUGCUGUCAAUCAUAAUUCACAAGUUUCCCCAUUCCCAUGAUGCAUUGCGCCUGGGGGUUACGCUCAACAUUAAUUGACUUACUAUGGGU
This is a messenger RNA of Branchiostoma belcheri (Belcher's lancelet), 3534 nucleotides long. RefSeq names its product fibropellin-1-like. The coding region runs from base 1 to 2868 and encodes 955 amino acids. Lineage: Eukaryota; Metazoa; Chordata; Leptocardii; Amphioxiformes; Branchiostomatidae. The record is from RefSeq and is a predicted model, not a curated record. Gene Ontology annotation, biological process: Notch signaling pathway. The transcript is spliced from 20 exons. Gene Ontology annotation, molecular function: calcium ion binding; Notch binding.